AUGACAACAAUUAUGAAAAAUUUUCCGUUAUUAAAUGAAAUUGAUGAACAAAACAAUUCCGAUGAUAUUGAUUGGAAUAUAAAUGCUUUUCAAACAUUACUUACAUCUAAUUUACCGAUGACAACAAUAUUUUAUUAUGCUAUUGAUGUUGGUUUUCGACGAUUGGAAAGUAGUUUAUAUGAAACUUAUUGGGAUACUACAGCUGAUGCUUUAAAUGAUUUAUCUGAUUUUUUGUUUAAUACAACGUCUAGUACUGAUAUUGAUCCAUAUCUAAUUGAAGCAAAAUGUCAAUUAUUAAUGUAUGCAUCGAUUGCAAUUAUUAAACUACAUACAAUUAGACGUCGUUCAAUAAAUGAAGCUAAAAUGUCCUGUGCAACAAUAUGUUUAUUAUUAUUAGAACAAAGUAAAUCCUAUGAAACUCUAUUAAUCAAAAAUCAAUAUUCAUCUUGUAUUCAUUCAAUGCGUCUUCGAUAUUUAAAACGAAUAUUUAUUAUUGGACAAUGGUUAUCAACUUUAUCAAAAGUACAAUUUAAUGAUAUACAAUCUAAUCAUGAACAAUAUAUUCAAACUAUGAUUGAUCAUUUAUUUCCAUCUGUAUCAUUAAGAGAUAAAAUUAAUGGAUUUAUUGAUAAUUGUUUACUGAAUAGUACUAAUAAUGAAAAUGAUUUUCCUGAUAAUGAAACAACAACAAGUGGUUUUGUAUUUAUUCGACGUUUUCCAAAAUUUAAUGAAAAAACUAUUGAAAAACAUAGUGAUCUUAUGCAUAUGGGACUUGUUAAUACAUUAAAUCAAUUGAAUAAAAAUAAUACUCGAAAAUUAAUUUGUUGUAUAUGGACAUUGUGUUGUAUGAUUGAAUCUGAUCGAGUAUCACUUGGAGUUUUGAAUCGUUGUAUAACACGUGAACAUUUUUCUAUUGCACCUAUUGAUUUUGAACAAAAACCGAUUACAAUAGAAUCAUUAAAUGAACGAGAUGUUAUUGUUUUUCUUCUUUUAUGUGCACAACAAAAUGUACAUUUAUAUGGUGAAGAUUCAACAUUACAUCCAUAUUUACUAUAUUCUAUAUCUCAUUUAUGUACACAAAAUCAAAAAAAUUGGUGGCAAACAGCGAUUGAACAAACUUCAUGUUCAGAUUUUAUCGAUCAUCUUGCAACUAUUCGUCUAGAUGAUGAAAGAUUCAAUCAAUAUCCACCAAAAAUUAUUCUACUUGAAACUGCUAAAAUACUUUUUAAGACAGCUCAGACUGAAUAUGGACAACAUUCUAAUCAUUCUGCAUUAUUAUAUGAACAAUAUGCUAUUCAAUAUUUUCAAACAGCUAAAACAAAUAUAAAGACUAAGGAAAUGAAUGAUUUAUUUAAAAAUACACAUAAUAAAUCAUUUUUCUUCUAUCCUCAAAAAAUGAUAAAUGAAACUAAAGAAGAAAAUAAAAAAUUAAUUGAACAAUUAAUUGAAGAAUGUAAAAAAUUGUCUCGACAUUGUGACGAGUUACAAUUAUUACCAGAACCAAAAUCACCAAGAGCAUCAAGUCCAACCAAAGAAGAAACAGAUUUUCAUAUUUCAACUCUUUUGAGUCCUGUUCAUGUCGAAAUAGAAGAAAAAUCUUCACUGAAUGUUGAUUCAACUGUAUUUGUCACACCAACAUUAAAUAAGAGUUGUGAUGUUUAUGUUCAAACAUCAGACGAAAUAGUAUCACCACCAAUUACUACAAUCCCCACAGUUGAAGAAAAUCUCGAAACAUCAACAUCUCCAUUACCACCAUUUGUUGAUAUGUUAUUUUCUCAUAUAAAUGGUGUUAAUCAAUGGAUUAAUAGAUUUUAUACAGGUCAUGAAGGUAUUCAAAAUGAUAUAAGUACAAUUCGAGAUCGUCUUGAAAAACUUAAUCGAGCAACAAGUCAGAUGAUCUUUUCAAACGUUACAAUGUUUCAAUCGAAUUCAGACGACAAUAGUGAACAUUAUCAUUCGUCACAUGAAUGA
Rotaria sordida is the source of this 1971-nucleotide messenger RNA. The record is from the annotation of a GenBank genome assembly. NCBI's taxonomy places the organism in Eukaryota, Metazoa, Rotifera, Eurotatoria, Philodinida, Philodinidae.